Messenger RNA from Saprolegnia parasitica CBS 223.65, 1307 nucleotides. RefSeq lists its product as hypothetical. NCBI's taxonomy places the organism in Eukaryota, Oomycota, Saprolegniomycetes, Saprolegniales, Saprolegniaceae. The transcript has a single exon. Bases 90 to 1307 code for a protein of 405 amino acids. The record is from RefSeq and is a predicted model, not a curated record.
CGUCCAGUUAACGUGGACGGAGCGCUUCGAAUUUGACGGUGAAACGCUGUCAACCGUCGUCGAGCGUCGGUCAGUUUUGACUUGAACGCAUGGCCGACUCGCCCCAAGCGCUGCACGACCGGCUCGAGAAGAGCGCGUUUGCGUUCGAAGUGCUCGAAGCCGCCUACCUCAAGCUCGCCAACGAGAACCGGUCGCUCAAGGACGCGCUCACGACGAUGGAGCUCAAGCUGCUCGACCAGUCGCCUACCGUGGUGACCGCCGAGCCCAUCGACCUCUCGUCGGCUCUGCUUCAAGAAGAGGUCCAGGCGCUAAACGACCAAGUGGCGGCGUCUCAAGUCAUCAUAAACGCGCAAGAAGCGUCCAUCGCGCGCCUCGAAGAAGCCGCACGGGUCUAUGAAAUGGAGCUCCUCGACGUCCAUAUGCAGCUUGAAAUGAAAUCGCUGGACAAAACACCGUCCACGGCCGACGACCAAGAGCCGCUCACAUCGCCUUUCUUUGCCGUUCUUCAAGCAACGGUGCAAGCAGCGUCGCCUCCGCCACCGCCCAGUGGCCACCCUUACCGGCGAGCGCAAUCACUGACGCGGGCGCCAAUCCUUGACUCCGAGGCAGCGCACGAGGCGAGAUUAGACGCAGCGCACUGGCAGCGCGUGGCGCAACGUACGUCGCAAGAGCUUAUGAGUGCGCAGGAGGAGCUCGCUUGCCACGAGCAAGUCGCCGCGUCGCUCCGCCACGUUAUCGAGCACCAAGCCACCGAGCACGCGCUUACGACUGCAGCCCACCGCGAUGCGAUCCAGUCGCUCAAAGAAAAGCUCGACUCGCAGCGCGCACGGCUCGAUGUGCUCAGCCCCAUGGAAGCGGCGCUCACGGCGGCUACGUCACGGCUCCGCGUACUGGAAGCCGCCGUGGCGACCGACAUCCUUACCCAGCUCAACGAGAAGGACCUCGCGUUGCAGUCGAUCCAAACCACGCUACGCCAGCACACGCUGCUACUGAACACACGAGGCUGCCACGAAAAGUCCCUCGCCGCGCAGGUGGCGAUCUUUUGCAAUGACGUGGCAACGCGUGUGCGCCAGCUCGUGCUCGAGACGGAGACACUCAAAGACGCGAAAACAUCGCUGAUGGCGUCGUCCGAGGCGCAGCUCCAGCGCAUUAAAGAGCUCAAGGGUCAGGUCCAGGACCGGGACGCGAUCUUGCGCGUGCUCCAAGUGCAAGUUCACCCGACACCCUCGUCACACAUUCGGCCCCUCGACACCCUUCGCGCCAGUUUAAGCACGCCCAAGCUCCACCGAAUGGCUCUAGUCGAUUGA